Lingula anatina is the source of this 3059-nucleotide messenger RNA. RefSeq lists its product as uncharacterized. The record is from RefSeq and is a predicted model, not a curated record. Lineage: Eukaryota; Metazoa; Brachiopoda; Lingulata; Lingulida; Lingulidae. Gene Ontology annotation, molecular function: protein binding.
UUGUUUAAAUCAUGGCGGACGCCAAUCGAACACUCGCCUGAUAUUUAUUUAUUUUUUGCAUUUAUUUCACCAUGAAGAAAUUUCUUAAAUUUGGUAAGAGCAAGAAAUCAGAUAAUGCUCAGGAUGCAUCGGAUGCAGCCCAGACUCAAGUGAAUAUUGGCUAUACGUCGCUGAAAGAGAAGGAUUUAGGGAAACUUCAUAAAGCGGCUUGGCAAGGCGACUUGGCGAAAGUCAAACAACUAGCCAAGAAAGAGGCUAGCCCACUCGAUAAAGAAAAUAGGACUCCUCUCCACCUUGCCUGUGCCAAGGGCCACACAGAGAUAGUAGAGGAGCUGAUAGCCUGGAAAGCCAAACUCAACAUAGGAGACAGUGACCAGUGCACUCCACUGGCUAGGGCUGUCCAGUGUCACAAGGACCAAUGUGCAAGUUUACUCCUAGAUGCCAAAGCUGAUCCCAAUGUUCAAGACAGGCUUGGGGACUCCUGUCUACACUACUGUGCAAAUGAAGGACUGUAUGACAUGGCAAGUCUGCUACUACAGACAGGGGCAAAGCCAGAUAUACAGAACAAGGAGGGUCGUUGCCCCCUGCAUGUGGCUGUGCUAGCAGGGCAGGAGAAUUUGUGCCAGAUAUUGCUGGAAGAGGGUGCCAACAUCAAUGCCAUGGACAGCCAGCAGAGGACUGCCCUGAUGUAUGCCUGUCAGGAGGGCAAUGUAACUCUGGUCAAGUUAUUCUUGCAGCAAGAAGCAGAUACAACAUGCAAAGAUGCCAAAGGUUGGACAGCUGAUGACUGUGCUGUUAUAGCUGGCCAGCAUGCCUGUUCCCAGUUGAUAGCAGAUUACACCAUGAAGCACAGGACCCCCAGGUCAGCGGGGAGCAGUGCCAGGGACCUGGGGGCUGCCGUGGGAAGCAAGAAGGGCACCCCAGUACACAAGGGACAGUCCAAGAACAAGGGAGAAAGCAUGGGGUUUGGAGCCCCUGCUCUUGAUGCAGGAGAGAAAAAGAGAAGAGGUGACUUCUCAGAGGACUCUGUGAGCAGGGCAUCAGAUGUGGAUGGGAAUGGAGCUGAUGAUUCCUGGGGUGACUCAGACGACCAGCUCCCACUGGACACCCCCAAGGCUAAGAAGCAAACCAAUGGAAAUUGGGAUGAGGAUGAGGAUGAUGAUGAUGGAGGUGAUGGGAAAAAGAGCAAUAAGAAAGAGAAGCCUGCAGUCCCUGGUAUAAAUCUUGCCAAACUGUUGAGGUCAUCUUCUAAUGAAUCCUUACAUAGCACUGAUCAAGAAUCUGCCAAGAGCACUUCUGGUAGAUCUUCCUCCAAGAUUCCCAAGAUGGUGGAUGCCAAGAAAGCCUCCAAGAGCCCUCCAAUAGCUUCCUCCAAGAAAUCUCAACAGGGUAACAGCAAGUCCAAGCUACCUCAACCUGUCUCCCAGAGGCCAGACUCCGGGAGGUCCAUUCAGUCCCAGGAUUCCUGGAAGUCAUCCAAUGCCGAGAAUUCCUGGAAUUCAGAUCCCCCAUCUCCGGUGCCUAUCAAAAAAAACAAUGCUCUGACUCCGAUGAAAAAAUCGGCUUCUUCAGGAGAGAGUGAUGAUGAUGAUGAUGGCAAUGCACGGAAUACAGGUACCAUUAAAAAAGGAACUGCACCUAAAAGUAAAACAGAGGAAGAUGAGGAAGAAAGUGACACCUCUGAAAGGAAUCAAGUAAAGAAGAAAACUGCUGCAAAGUCAGGAGAGAAGACAGAUGCAAACAAGUCAAAGCAGAAAGACAUCAUGGCUGAGCUAGGCAUGAGUGAUCUAAGUGAGGUCAGUGACCCCAGUGGCCUGGAUACUGGACGUACACCCAGGAAUGCUGACCAGCACAGUGACUGGGUCUCCACAGCUGCCUCUCAGUCCAACAGCCCAGUGCCGCCACCUGGCAAACUCAACAAUACUCAGAAGAAGCCACAGAAAGACGAGGAAGAGGAAAGUGAAUGGGACUCUGAGGAAGAAGAAGAGCCCAAGCCCCCUGUGAAGACAACUCAAAAUGAUGAGGAAGAGGAGGAGGAAGAGGAGAAAUCAAUCCAAGAAUCCGAGGGUGAAGAUGAGGAAGAAGAAGAAGAAAUGGGGGAGUUAAAACAGGAGAAUAGUCCUAGCUCCCCCCAUCACGCUACUUUCCUAAUAGGGACUGAUGAAGACGAGGAACAAAGUGAAGCGGAUUUGCAACAGAAAGGGUCCGAGUCUCCAAAAAGUAAAGAUUCGAGGUCCAUAACUGCCAGUUUCACUGGACCACCACCUAGCACCACAGGUUCAGCAGAGGCAGAGGCCAGCAAUGUCCCAGGGGGGGACCAAGCCACUCAGGAUACACAGGACCCAUCGGAGCAGGAGGAGGAUAGCAAUGGUGAUGAGGAGGAAAGCAAGUCAAGUGAGUGGGACAGUGAUGUGGAGGAUGCAGUUUUGCCAAAAGAUCCGGGUCAAAGGUCAUCACAGGGUACACCUGCCAUAAGUAACUCACCUCAGUCACCAUCACAACAGUCACCAUCACAACGGUCGCCAUCACAACAGGAAGAGAACAGUGAGUGGGAUAGUGAAGCCAGCAGCAUGGAGAGGCGCAAUGUCACCCCUCUACAGGCAGAAAUGUUAGAGGCAGAGAGAUCCUCGCCACAGACCAAGUCACAACAGCAACAGGAAGAGUCUGAAGAAUCUGGAUGGGACUCAGAUGAGAAUGCUCUCCCAUCAGACAGAGAUGCCAAACCUGAUUCAAGGCCCCAGAAACAGCAGCCCCCUGUCUCCUCCCCUACUGGCAUGUAUGGUACAGAGGAGGAGGAGGAAGAAGAGGAGGAGGAAGAAGAAGAGAGUGAGUGGGAGAGAGACCGACAGCCAGAUGAUGAGGAGGAGAAGAGACAGAAGGCAGAGGCUGACCGGGUGCUGAAAUGGGAACAAGAAGAAAGGGAAAGAGAAGAGAAGCAGAGGAGACUAGCAGAGGAAGAACUUAGGAAAGAGAAGGAGCAGCAGGAACAAAGGAAGAGAGAAGAGGAAGAAAGGAGAAAGAAGGAAGAAUUGGUGGGUGUUGUUUGUAAUUUUUCAUAG